GGUGGACCGUCCGUGUUCCCCGUCUAAUCUGGUAAAAAAAGGGACUUUUUUAGCAUCUUCCUCGUCCCUGGGAAGACCAUGGCUCUCUCCAGGAUCUGUCGGGAGUCUUUGCUGGUGAUUUUGCUGCAAAUCGUGCUGAUUUGCUCGGCUCAGAGGGGCCCCGUCGGUCCCAGAGGCCCCCCAGGAUCGAUCGGAGUAGCAGGCAUACCCGGAGUGGAUGGCAUUGAUGGCGACAGAGGAGAAGACUCCACAGUGGACGGAGGACCAGGUCCUGAUGGAGAAAACGGCAAAGAUGGAGUUCCAGGAGCUGCAGGCCUUCCGGGUGCAGAUGGACCCGUUGGACCUACUGGAGAUCCAGGCCAAGUGGGCCCCAAAGGAUCAAAAGGAGAUCCUGGGCCACGUGGGCUUUCUGGAGAGCCUGGUGUAGGACCUGACGGGCUGGAUGGUAUCCCGGGAACAGACGGGCUCCCAGGUGAACUCGGCAAAAUUGGAGGAUCUGGAGCAGGUGGAAAGAGAGGUUCAGUGGGUCUUCCUGGUUCUGCUGGGCCACGGGGUCCUCCGGGUGUGUAUAAAGGCGAGGACCUGUGUCCCAACGCUUGCCCCGCUGGACUCAAUGGACACUCUGGUCUCCCUGGCAUGAAAGGCCACAAAGGGGUUAAAGGUGAAUCUGGUGAGCCUGGAAGACAAGGACACAAGGGAGAGGAAGGCGAACAAGGAAUGCUGGGUGAAGUUGGAUCUCAAGGACUACCAGGCCAAGGUGGACCAAGAGGCCUCCCAGGAAUAACUGGAUCCAAAGGGGACAGGGGACCUCGUGGAAAACCAGGUGAUGGAGGUCCUCGUGGGAUCCAGGGAGGCCAUGGCGACCCGGGUCAAAGAGGAGCCUUAGGUGAACCCGGGCCAGCAGGAGUGCAGGGGGAUCGAGGUCCUUCUGGAAUCAGAGGAGUACCAGGGCCUAAAGGAGAGCCUGGCCUCGCUGGUCCUGAUGGCCGUGAAGGAAUACCUGGUCUACCAGGAUCCAAGGGGAUUACAGCAAAAGAUGGUGCUCCAGGUGAUGCUGGCCGUCAAGGACUUCCUGGUUUGCCGGGCAAUUAUGGCCAAAAAGGCGUCAGUGGUGAAGUGGGUAACACAGGUGAUCCAGGCAUUGUAGGACUGAUGGGUUCUCCAGGGAAACAAGGCGAGAGAGGCGAGCAGGGAGAAGUUGGACCAGUCGGAGCCAGAGGAGGACCAGGUGGACGAGGAGAGAGAGGGCCUGGCGGGCCUCUAGGAUCACCAGGACCCAGGGGAGGCAAAGGGAACCCAGGUCUUCCCGGACUCCCUGGCCCUGCCGGUUAUCGUGGCCAGAAGGGCGACAGGGGGGCAGUCGGUCUCGAUGGUCCAAAAGGAGACCAGGGUUCUGCAGGAGCUGAAGGAACACCAGGAGAUCUCGGAGAACUGGGAGAUCAAGGAGAACCAGGAGAGAAAGGAUCGACAGGCCCACCGGGAGAGACCGGGAACAAAGGACCCGAGGGCGGCAGAGGACAGGAGGGUAAAGAGGGCAAGUCGGGCCAACUGGGACCCCGUGGCAUGCAGGGAGACACGGGUGUACCAGGUCUGCCGGGGUCACAGGGACCAGCGGGAAAAACACCAACAGAUACACACAUCAAACAAGUCUGCAUGAGGGUAAUGCAAGAGCAGCUGGCCCAGCUAGCAGCCAGCCUGAGCCGACCUGAGUCCGGCAUCUCUGGGAUGCCCGGCCCCCCCGGCCCACCCGGACCUCAAGGCCCCUCCGGAGAGAACGGCUUCCCCGGACACAGCGGAUCCCGAGGCCUGCCCGGUCUGAAGGGUCCAGCUGGGCUCAUAGGUCGCAAAGGACCCAAAGGCGAUCAGGGUGACAGAGGCGACAGAGGACCCACAGAGCGAGGACCCAAGGGAACUCCAGGAGCCCCCGGUAUACCAGGUGAACCCGGGAGAGCGGCCUACGGCAGCGACGGUCGUGAUGGAGAGAGGGGACCCCGCGGAGUCCCCGGUCUACUUGGAGUCCCCGGGCCCCCCGGUACCGCCGGCAUGAACGGUUACUGCGAGUCGUCGCAGUGCGUCCUGGCCAUGGUGGCGUCGCCCAUUUCAGCCAAGGACUCCAGCAUGAAGGGCCCCAGUGACAUGUGAGGAGCCGGAAAACUGAGAGACUGGAGGAGAAACCAGAACCGAGGAACAUCUGUCCA
Anoplopoma fimbria (sablefish) is the source of this 2198-nucleotide messenger RNA. RefSeq names its product collagen, type IX, alpha 1a (gene col9a1a). The transcript has 32 exons. The coding region runs from base 79 to 2142 and encodes 687 amino acids. Lineage: Eukaryota; Metazoa; Chordata; Actinopteri; Perciformes; Anoplopomatidae. The record is from RefSeq and is a predicted model, not a curated record.